This is a messenger RNA of Odontomachus brunneus, 2518 nucleotides long. RefSeq lists its product as uncharacterized. Lineage: Eukaryota; Metazoa; Arthropoda; Insecta; Hymenoptera; Formicidae. Bases 356 to 2479 code for a protein of 707 amino acids. Gene Ontology annotation, biological process: regulation of transcription by RNA polymerase II. Gene Ontology annotation, molecular function: RNA polymerase II cis-regulatory region sequence-specific DNA binding; DNA-binding transcription factor activity, RNA polymerase II-specific. The record is from RefSeq and is a predicted model, not a curated record. The transcript has 8 exons. Gene Ontology annotation, cellular component: nucleus.
AGGAUGGAAUGAUGUUCGCAGUGACGCGUCGCCAAGUGGAAUUUUUCUUCUGUAUCUCUGGUGCGGAGAGUGCUUUGAACAAAUCAUUUCUAUCACUCCACUGGUAAAAAUGCAACGUGUAGCUAUAAAGAGUAAACUGUUCAAUAAGGUUUGCGGUUGAUGCGAUAAUAGUAGAAUAAUAACAGUCGCUUUUUUCCUAUUAUAAGAAAGAAAAGAGCUAUUAUAAAAAAGAAAACAGAUGUUAAUUAGGUUAGUCCGCGAUCAACGAGAUUAUAUCGGUUGUAAGUUUGAAAAUUAUACUAAUUACUGAGUAAUUAUACUAAUUACUGAGAAGUUAUAGCUUGAAUAUAGAAUCAUGAAUACUACCUCAAAGUGUGAAUCAUCUACAUCAAUCCUACAUGCAACACCUCUUAAAAAAAGGAUAAUGAAAAGGGAAAAUAGUCGUAUAGAUAAAAUUGUUGAAAAUAACACGACUGAAAAUAUGGUAAUUGACCAAGAGAUAACAAAUAAUACACAAGAAACAUAUACUCAAUUCAGUCCUACAAAAGAAAAAACUGAUGAAAAAGAUUUAAGAACUAAUGCAGUAUCUGAUAUACCAAUGAACAUAGAAAAUAAAGAAAACAAACAUAAUGAUAAUAUACAAAAUAAUUUAAGAUCACCAAAUAUUUCACCUAUGAAAGUGAACAAUAGGCAUAGUACUCCUAAAAAAACAGAUGAUAUUUUACACAAUUUUGACAAUACAAACUGUAAUAACAAAACUAGUGAUAACUCUGUGAAUGAUAAGAGUGAAUUUUCACUCUGUCUAAGAGAAUUACAAGAUUUAUUAAAAAGUCCACCAACUAAGAAAACAGAAAAGUUAUUACAAUCUGAUAAUAUAGUUUCAACAAGUGAAAAUUUAGAGAAAAACAAUAAAAAUGAUGAUGAUAAACAAUUUUGUGAUACAAUAGAAUCAGAAUUGUGUAAUUCAGAAAAUUUUAAUGUCUUUGAGGCUGUAGAUUUUUUACAUGAUGAUCUGUUAGAUACUGCGUUAAAUGUUGAGGAUACCAAAGCAUCAAAUAUUUUAUUAUCCUCCAUAUCAGAUAUCAAUGCAUUACAGUACAUUGAUGAAGGCUUAGCAGAUUUAAAAGAAGAUCCACUGACAGAUCCCCUACUUAUUAGUGAUCGUGAAGAGAAGGAUAUUGAUACUAAAUUCACAAAUUCAGAUUCCAAACCUCCACUAAGAAAAUCAGUUCGUGUGCAUAAAAGAAUAACUAGUAAUUAUAGUGAUAAUGUUAAAAGGCAUAAACUGAACACCGAAGAGAAACAUAUUUUGAAAGAAUUGGAAAAUAUCGAAGAAGAGGAAUUGCCAUUGAGUGCUAUAAAGCAAUUAGCAUCAUUAUGUAUAAAACAUGUACAUAAAGUACCUCCGCAGCAUAAAGUAGAGGCUACUGGAGCUCAUAAUGCAACAACUGAAGAGAAGAGCUUAUUUCAAAAGUAUGGUCCACUUCGUAAAGGUCCCUAUUCACCUACAGAAGAUACAAUUAUUGCAAAAAACUGGAAUACGUUUUGUAAGCUCCAUAAUUGGAACUCAAAGAACACUGAACCAUUUCUUAAUUGGAGACAUAAUGGGAAAUAUUAUAUACGCGACUUGAGAGAAAGACAGAAAUUCGUUCAAUUCUUAGCAAAUGGAUUACCCUGGCGGACUCUCUUCAGUGUUUAUACCAGAUUUAAAGUCCUAUACCGUAACAAAAUCACUAAUACUCGAUACUCGUCAAAAGAAGAUAAAAAAAUUUUAACAUACAUAAACAAUAAGUAUCUUGACAAACGUGGUACUAAAUAUAUCGAAUUAGCAAAAUUAUUGAGACGAACAAGCCAAUCAGUAUCUAAACGAUAUAGGUAUCUUAAAAGAAUUCAAAGUAGAUCAGUGAAAGAACUAAACGUUAAUUGGACGUUGCCACUUAUCAAAAAGUUUAUAAAGAAAUUACUCAAUAUAACAAAGAUUGUUAAUGUGGAAGAUCUUAAACAUGCUACACUCCCUAUGCCAAUAUGGCAGAAAAUGGAAGAAGAAUUAAAUAUAGACGGAAACGUUUUAAAAGUAUUUUGGCAACAUCAAUUGCAUCUGCAAUUAUUUAGUACAAACCCAAUCUAUUUAAAUGAUAUCAAAAUACAGUUAAUUGAAUAUAUGUAUAAAAAAGGAAUAUCGAAUACUCGUGAGAUUAUAUGGCCUAAUGUAGCAUUAUACUUCGACGGAGCUACAGCAGUAUUUCUCUGCAAGAUCUUCUUUUACCUUGUCCAAGAAUGCGAUAUAAAUGAUACGGAUAAUUUUGCCCAUGUCGUGGAAUACUUAUAUCACAAGAAGAUUCCUGAAAUUAAAGGUGCCCCGACAGAUAAGUUCCUACCUAGAAUUGUAUACAAAGAUGGAAAAAUCGAUGUAUUAAGUUUGGAGGAUGAUACAAAUAAUGUUGAUUAUGGAGCUGAUUGUGAUUCUGAUGACGAUUAAAUGCUCUGUGUAAUAAAUUGCAUGUAUUUAACACUAUAA